GUUGCAUGUGAACAAACACUUGUUGAACAGACGUGCUUUCAGCAAAGUAUAAGAAAUCUUUAAAAGAGACUAUAAAAUGACGUUUCUUAGUUUGGGACUUCCUUAAAAGGACAAAACGGUGAUGGAAAGACUAGGCAACAGUACACUUGUAAAUGACAACACCUUUUGUCAGUCCUGUAAAGGUGAAGGUGAGAUCAAGGACGCACAUGGGUACUGUCAAAACUGUGAGGAAUACAUGUGCCAAGAUUGCAUCAAAUACGUUCACAGAAUGUCAAAAAACAAGGGCCAUAAUAUUCUUACAGGAGAACAAAUGCCUUCAACACCAUCAGAAAGAGAUGACCUAGGAUCACCCGAAAAAUAUUCAGAAAUGUGCAAGAUACACACCAAUGAAGCACUUAAGUUCUUCUGUCCUGACCAUGAGGCAUUUGAAUGCGGAGUUUGUAUUGUACUUCAUCACAGGGCAUGUUCUGUUCAGUUUGUUCCAGAUGCCGCUAAAGGGUUCAGCAAUACCUCUGAAUAUAAAGAUCAACAACACAUGCUUGGAGCGAUUCAAAACGAUAUCAAAACUUGUCUAGAUACGAUUAAAGAAAUAUCGGUCUCUGCUAAUAAAGUCCAUUCAGUUGCUCUUGGUGAUCUAAAGAAGUUUAAGGAAGAAAUAAAUGAGUACCUGGAUGAAACAGAAAGGGAUAUUGAGUCAUCUGCUGAACAUCUGAAGGCUGGAGUUGAUGAAAAGAUAGAAGAACUGAAUAAGAAAUAUGUUGAAAUAAAAGGUAGAUCUGAUAAAUCUGAACAAACCCUUGAUAUUUCAUCAAGUGAUGAAGUUCGGUUGUUUAUGACAUCAAAGAGGUCAGGGAAAGCCAUCGAAGAUUUAAAGCUGUCAGUUGACAAUCUAAAAAAGACCUGUCAGGAGGACAAUAUCAGAUAUGGGUUCAAACGUGAUUCUGUAUUUGAGAAAAUUUUGAACUUAAAGAGAAAUAUGGGCAAAAUGACUGUCACUAAUGAAACAGAAAAUGAUGCUGAAAGAUAUGUCAGUGAGGAUGAGUUGUAUCUAAAUGAAGAUGAAAAUGAUCAAAGGGAAGGUGAUCUUAUUGCGUCGGAAAAAACAUCCUUUGGCCCAGUCGGCAUUGAAGAUAUAACAGUGAUCAGUGAUGACGACAUUUAUCCUAAAACUAAAGGGUGGUGUCAAAAUUGCAAAUGUUAUGGUUGUUCGGGUAUGUAUCAUACAUUUAAACCCCGAAUCACCAGUAAAGAACGUUUACAGUUCUCGAGCUGCCAUAUCACUGGAAUGGCCGUGCUAUCAUCAGGAAGGCUUGUAGUUGCUGACAGCAAGUGUCACUCAGUGAAGGUAGUUGACAUCUCCAAAAACAAGGUUCUGGCUAGAUACUCAACUGCCUCUUAUCCAACUCAAGGUCAUACGCCAUUUGAUGUAACGGUAGUUUCAAAUGAAAAGAUUGCAGUUACUUAUAUAUGUACUACUGAUAGAAAGACAUGGCGUUCUCACGAUAGCGUCAUCAACACGUACACACUUUCAAUACUAUCCACAGAAAAUAACACUCUGGCUGAACUUUAUGGUAUUCAAAUUCCAACUAUUGGAUAUAUUUCCUACAUCAAUUGUCGUUUUUUUUUGUCGUAUGGAUCUUCUAUUAGUGUCCACGAUGAUAAAAUCAAUGAUGUGCAGUUUAGAAAAUUUAAAAUCAAAGGCUACUGUUGUAGCAAGCCGGUUUACGCAUCUGAUGGCAAUGCGUAUUACAUCACGGACACAACUAGCUGGGGCACUUACACUCUGAGAAAAGUCUCUUUAAAUGGAAAUACUUUAGCUACAUAUACAGACUGGGAGUUUAAAUCCCCAGGAUUCGUAACACUUGCUGGGGACGGAAAUAUUCUGCUAUACAACAAUGAUAAACAGGAACUCUUGUUAAUGUCAGGAAACUGUGAGAAGAUCAGUGUGAUGAAGUUCAAAGAAGAAGAUUGGAUUAAAAAUAUAAGGGCAAUGAGUUUCUGUUCAGAAACCAAGACUCUUUUUGUGAGUGACGGAAGUUGUUCCAAAACUAUCAAAGCAAUAAAGUUUACAUGUAUGUAGAUUGUCAGGAAAUAUAUAAUGUAAAAUAUAAUUGGCCAGGAUCCAAACAUUUGGAGAAAGGUUACCUGAUGCGACUUGUUUGAUGUUUUAGCAUAACUUUGUUGUUUGUCAUUGUUUGUCAUUUUAAUGUUAAUGUAUCAUGUCCAAAUGAAUUUUUUUAUAUAGUAUUAGUAACAUACAUUUAACAUUUAUUAGACUGCAUUUCAGAAUUUUUAUUUAAUGUAUAUUUAAGCCAAAAACUGUACAUAUACUAGUUACGACUGGUAUAAUGAAUCUAUAUACGAAAAAAAAAACGGUGGUAAAAAUGGCAUCAAACUGAUAGUUUCCGGGUUAAGGUCACAAAUUUAAAAUCUAACUCAAAACGUUUAAGGAUUGCCUGACAUAACUUGGUAUGUAGCAAGCUCAUGUGAAGACAGACUUUGAACUGCAUUAUGGAUCAAGGUUCAGGUCACAGUUAUCAGAAAUAUAAAAACUAAACAUAGUUGUUUUGUAUAUUCAAAUUUGCUUUCCGACUUAUUGUUUUUUAAAUAAUGGUUCAUAGUGCCCUACCAGCAUGUAAUAUUAGUAAAAUGUCAUCGUUAUCCUGGGAGACGGCUGGUUAUUGGCUAAGUAUUAAGAUGAUUUUGUCAUUUCAAAUGUUAUAAUUAUAACCUCAUUGUACAUAUAUUGCACUUAUAAUAUAGGAUUAUAAUUGUGACUUCAUGCAGGAUAUGAAUUACAUCAUGAACUGUACUAUUAAAUUUUGGUGGAAAUGAAGGCAAAUAUGUAUAUUUCGUACUUGCCAGUAUUUAUGCAGGCUUUAUGAUCAGUUCUGCAAAAUAUUUAUUAGAUGUAUCAUAUUUAAAUUAAUGGGAAUGUUUACGUUACUCCUCAUUAACACAAAACAACAAUAACACUCAUGGAAAAUAUUCAAAGGGUUCAGCUGCAAAUGAUUUACCGCAGAAGCCAUUCAUAGUGAAGUUUAUAACCUUCUCUCAACUUUUACAGUUGCUUUGUGUUUGAAUUUAUUUAUUUUAAGAUUUUUCAUCAAUUCACAACAGGUAAUGUUAAUACAAUGUUUGUACAUUACAACAAAAAGCAUUAAAAUAAAAAUGAAAUAAGAUUAACAGUACAACUGUAACUGACUAAGAACACGAACAAUAUGUGUGUGGUGAAAGGAUUAGAUUUGACAUUUAAAAUUGACAAUAUAUCACAAAUUAUAUAAGAGCGUUAAAGAGGCUGUUUCACGUAUGAUAAAAUAGCGAAAAAAAGAAAAUUGUCGAAAACUAACAUAAAUUUGGCAUCGAUGUGUACAACGCAUUGAAACUUACUAACUGAAGUACUACAUAGUUUACAAUUUAUUUUAAAGUAUUUAAAGUUUAGCAGUUAUUUCGUAUUUUUCCAUUAAAAAAGAUUACUGGGUAUGUCUACCAGGUAGAAUUCAUUCCUCAUGCGUGAUUGGCUAGUCGGUGUUAUCACGUGAUAUUACCGAGGUAGGUGUAUAGCUUAAUUAUGUCUCCCGAUUAGAGUAAGCUUUCGUAGCUCAGUCAGUACGACGCGACGGGUUCGAACCCGGUCUCCGACACAAUUUGUUUUUUAUAUUUUGGUACUUUUUUACAAUUAUGAUAUCAAAGCGUAACACAUUCUUUUAGAUAACUGUCCUGAGAUUCGUUACAGAAAAAAACUUUAUUUGGUGCCAAUACGUGAAACAGCCCCUAUAAUAAUAAGUAUAGUGCUUAUAACGCUUUUUCAGGACGUGGUGAGGUUGUGUUUUUAUUAGCUAUUGCAUAUGUGUUGUAUGUAAGGUCCUUUGUUGUAAAGGACGAUAGUUUGUGUGCGUGCGUGCGUGCGUGCGUGCGUGCGGGCGUGCGUGUGUUUGUGACUAACAAUUUUUUCCCUUGCUAGGGAUAGAGUGGAAACACACUUUCUACCUUUAUCUGCUGUAUUUGAUAUAUGUCAAUGAUUGUUUAAAGACUGUAAUUGUUGGGUUAUAUUCUCUACAAUGUAGUUUGCUUUUAAUAUCAUAAAUGUAAAUAACUGGUUAGUGUAUACAAACUGAUCGAUAGAUCCAUUACAUUUUAAUUGAAAAUUGGGGUGCACCCAAUGUUAAAAGGGUUAAGAUUAUUCUUUCACCAUGCAUCUUUGUCAACAAACAAUUGAAUAGCACCAAACCUUUUACAACAAAACUAUUAAAAAGUGGUUGCUGUUCUUUUUUGUUUAUAUAUAUACGAUGUUCAGUAUUAUUUUUAUAUAUAUGUAUAUAUACUUUAAUCACGAUUCAGUUGUUUUGUUUCUACAUCAAAAUGUAACUCCACCCCUACAUGACAAAACCAUUUUGUCAGCUAGCAGCCUAAAUACUCGAUCCCUUUUAAUCACAAUAUCUUAAUAAUUUUUAUAAAGAAUAAUAAUCCUAUGUCAUACGUCAAAACUAGACAGUGUGAAUUAUAUAUUUCUUUUCUUGCUUUAUUUUUUUUUAUCUUGAUUUUUACAUGCAGUUUAUGUUUGUUAUAUACGUAAGAACUUUUGUAAUAGUUGAUAUAUCUGAAUGUAGUACAAUCACUAUGGAUAUCUUAAUAGUACGUAGACACAAUAUGUUAUACUCCUGUCUAAAUAAAA
Mya arenaria is the source of this 4675-nucleotide messenger RNA. RefSeq lists its product as uncharacterized. Bases 122 to 2080 code for a protein of 652 amino acids. Gene Ontology annotation, molecular function: zinc ion binding. The record is from RefSeq and is a predicted model, not a curated record. NCBI's taxonomy places the organism in Eukaryota, Metazoa, Mollusca, Bivalvia, Myida, Myidae. The transcript has 2 exons.